CAUAAGUCCACAUUUGUUAUUGGGACCAAUCCGUGCGCGCAUGUCCAACUUGCAGCGUGUGUUUGUGUGACGGGAGCACCAGUAAAUACCGAAGUGGUGCUGCACGCAAAUUAAAUCCAGUUCUUCUUCCGUGAGUGGGAAAAAACGUUUUGGGAUCUGUAUUAAAUUUGCACAACUCGUACUGGAUUAUUUUUACCCCCCAUCUGCCUUGAACCCCCUCCCCAGAGGAUACCUGUAACUUUUGGGGGUUGUCUUUUGAGGGCAACAUUUGAGGUGUGAAAAGUGACCAGCAUAAAUCAAAUGCCAGUUUCAUGAGGGAGGCUUGGCCUCAAACUAGAGGCACCUCUCUCCUUAGGACGAAGACAUUUUCAGCCACAUCCGGAACCGGAAUCCAGGAUUAAUGUAUACACAAGCUUGACGAGGGACAAGAGGAUUCCGGUUACCUGUACGAGCUGGAGUACACAAGUGGACAGGCCUUGAUUGAGCCUGUGGCAUGAGGGAUUGGCAUGGCUCAGACCAGCUUUGUGUCAACUCAUCAUGCAUGCCGGGCCUGAUUGCAGAACGAAGCAGAUACUAAAGCCAGCAGGAUUGCUGCGACUGAAAAAAUAUAUCUAAUCUACGGUUAUGGCUACCGAUCUUGACAAAUUCAGCACCCAUUAGGAUUUUUUAAUAUUAUCUGAGAAAGAGCAGGCUUUGUCACUGAGAGGGGGAUGCUUAUUCAACAGGCUUAUCUGCCAUGGUAAAGGCAGUGAAGGCAUGAGCCUCUGACAACAGAGGAGGUCAUCGUCCAAACAAAGACCAGCCAAGAUAUCGCCAAAAAGCCCUACGACAAACUCUUCUUUUCAGAAAGGAUAUCAAAAGAAGAAAACCUUGAUUGGAUUUCUCAGUGAUCAAAAAGGAUUUACCACCUCUCAUAAAUCAGGGGCUCUUGAGUGAUUAGACUGCCGGGCAACUCCGUUUCAAGAUGAUCCGUCAGUGCAAGGCCUUUAUCCUGUCCCUCAUCAGGGUUGGACUGCUGCUGGGUCUUGCUAACCCACUGGUUACCUCUGCCUCUUGUCCCUCUGCCUGCCGCUGUGAUGGGACCUUCAUCUACUGUAAUGACCGUGGCCUGACUUCCAUUCCUACUGGUUUACCCCUGGAUGCAACAGUGCUAUUCCUGCAAAACAAUCGCAUAAAGAGCUCAGGAAUUCCUGCAGAGCUCAGCAGCCUCUCGAAUGUGGAGAAGAUCUACCUAUACUGCAACAAUUUAGAUGAGUUCCCCACUAAUCUUCCUCUUGGGCUGAAAGAGCUUCAUCUUCAGGAGAACAACAUUCGAAUGAUCACGCACGCAACUUUAGCCCAGAUUCCUUAUAUUGAGGAACUUCACCUGGACGACAACUCUGUGUCUGCAGUCAGCAUCGAAGAGGGCGCCUUUAGGGACAGCAGUCACCUUAGAUUGCUUUUCCUCUCCAGGAAUCACUUAAGUACCAUCCCCUCAGGCCUACCCAUGAGCAUUGAGGAGUUGCGCUUUGAAGACAACCGGAUUUCAUCAAUAUCUGAACAGUCGCUGCAAGAUCUCAUCAACCUGAAGCGACUAAUAUUGGAUGGAAAUCUGCUCAAUAACCGUGGAAUCGGAGAGAUGGCUUUCAUCAAUUUGAUUAACCUGACUGAGCUGUCACUAGUGAGGAACUCCCUGACAUCACCGCCAGCUAACCUGCCAGGCACAAGUUUGGAGAAACUGCAGUUACAAGAUAAUCACAUUAAUAGGGUCCCGCCAGGGGCUUUUGCCUUCCUUAGGCAACUUUACCGCUUGGACCUGUCUGGCAACAACCUGAGCAGUCUCCCACAAGGGGUAUUUGAAGAUCUGGACAAUCUCACACAGCUUUUGCUACGCAACAACCCCUGGCAAUGCACUUGCAGGAUGAAAUGGGUGCGUGACUGGCUCCGGUCAUUGCCGACAAAAGUAAACGUACGUGGAUUCAUGUGCCAGGGCCCUGAUAAAGUCAAAGGCAUGGCCCUAAAAGACUUAACUACAGACAUGUUUGACUGCACAGAUUCAGAAUUUAAUCCCACAUACGAGACUAGCACAGUCUCCAACACUCGCCGCCCCGCGCAGCCACAGUGGCCCUCAUUUGUGACUAAAAGGCCUGGAGUAAAGAGACCAAAUAUGGGCAAGAAUUACCACGGCACCACCAUUUCGUCAGGCAGAAAGAUCAUCACAAUCAGCGUGAAGUCAAGUAGCGCAGAUACAGUUCACAUAUCCUGGAGGGUGUCGCAACCCAUGACUGCCCUUCGACUCAGCUGGCUGAAGCUGGGACACAGCCCUGCGUUUGGCUCCAUCACAGAAACAAUUGUACAAGGCGAGAGGACGGAGUACCUGCUCACUGCGCUGGAGCCAGAGUCUUCCUACAGGAUAUGUAUGGUUCCCAUGGAGACCAGCAAUAUCUACCUGUCAGACGAGACCCCCGUUUGCAUCGAGACGGAGACCGGCUCGCAUAAAUCGUACGACCCAACCACAACUUUGAACAGAGAGCAAGAGAAAGAGCCUUACAAAAAUUCAAGUCUGCCUUUGGCUGCUAUCAUUGGAGGGGCUGUUGCACUUUUGGCAAUUAUCCUGUUGGCAUUGGUCUGCUGGUACGUCCACCGAAAUGGGUCACUUUUCUCAAGGAACUGCACCUACAAUAAAGGCCGCCGGAGAAAGGAUGACUAUGCCGAAGCUGGCACAAAGAAGGACAACUCAAUUCUGGAAAUAAGAGAGACUUCUUUUCAAAUGAUACCUAUAAAUCAGCUUCCUGUGUCCAAGGAGGAGUUUGUGAUACACACAAUUUUUCCACCUAAUGGCCUGAGUUUGUACAAGAGCCCACACAACGAGAACAAUAUCAACAACAGGAGCUACAGAGACAGUGGAAUACCAGAUUCAGACUAUUCCCAUUCAUGAUAGUGCACACGGACAUUUAUGAUGCGUAUGUGCUGUAAACACAGUGGCAAAACUUUUACCAAACACUGGAUCUAUAGGACUAAGGGAGCAAUGUUAUGUACAUUUGCCAUAUAAUUUAUAUUUAAGGACAUUUAUGAAAACUGAGAACGUUCCACCUGCAGGCCCUCACUGAAUUAGUGGGCGUAGUACUGCAAUUAUAUUUUAGCGAUUUGUAGUAAUUUGUACUGUACUUCCUUGGCUUAACCUGAUCGACCAAUUACAAAGAAACUCUGUGUUUUGAGAUAUGAUGACUUGUCAACUGUGAAAGUGGGUUCUCAUUGCUGUGUUGAACAAUCAGACUUUAGAAAACAUUGUUGUACAAGCACAGGUUGUUGUUUUCACUUUGUGGCUGUCUGAAAAAACAAAGGCAGAACUUGUCAUAAACCAAGGUACAGUUGGAUCAAUAAAAUUAACAAAUCAGACACGGUGGCCUCUUACAAAGAAAAACAGCAGUGAGCUGUCUCAUUUGCUACUGACAAAAUAUUGCUCUAGUUUUCAUGAUACAAAUCACUUUAGAUGGAUGUGCCAUGCUUUAUUUCUCUAUUUGCGUAGGUGUGUACCUUUUCCAAGUUUGAAAAAAUGCAGAAGCACCAUAGCAGGACUCUUUCUUAUUUCUUUCUUUUUUUCUGAUGGGAUUGUAGGCCACAGCACAGGGCAGAUAAAGCACAUCAACAUUGAAGGAACUCUUGGCUCCUCAAAACAAGAAGACUGGAAAAGCUGACACAGGACCCCACACGAUCUUUAUUUGGACAAGCCAACAAUGGCCAAAUGACAAUGGCGGCAUUCUUUAGUACCGUGUACCAUACGCCAUUCAGGUCCAAAGGUCAAAAAUACACGAUUGUUCAAAUGUUCAAAGUGUCAGCAUCUCCUUAACAAAACAACUAUUUUGUAUUUUCAAAGUGAACACGUUUUUGUUGCCACAAUUUGAAAUUACCUGUUCUUCAUGUUUAAAAAAACCAAAGUGCAUUGUAUGCCCUUUGGCCAGUCUUGUAUGUGCCUUGAUCCAAUGCUUAUUGUAUUUAGCUUUUUAAGGAACCAGUGACUUUUUUCAUACACACUUGAAUAUGAAAAGUAUUGGUCAUAUUACAAAAUAAAAAAUAUGAACAAA
This is a messenger RNA of Syngnathus typhle (broad-nosed pipefish), 4064 nucleotides long. RefSeq names its product fibronectin leucine rich transmembrane 3 (gene flrt3). The transcript is spliced from 3 exons. Gene Ontology annotation, molecular function: protein binding. The record is from RefSeq and is a predicted model, not a curated record. The coding region runs from base 965 to 2917 and encodes 650 amino acids. Lineage: Eukaryota; Metazoa; Chordata; Actinopteri; Syngnathiformes; Syngnathidae.